UUCAGGUUGAUGGAAAACUACACCUACAACAGCCCCACAUUGCAGCUGGAGUGGUUAAAUGUCUCAAAGGAUUCUAUGUACCCUUUGUUUCUCUUUCUCUUUUUCUCAUAUAUGUUUAUAAUUGUUGCAAAUGCUGGAAUUGCUUUUGUUGUUUUCAUUGAAAAAACCCUUCAUCAGCCCAUGUAUUUCCUUUACUGGAACCUGUCAGUCAAUGACAUCCUUGGAAAUUCUGUCAUAGUGCCCCGUUUGCUUAUAGACAUGUGGCAGCCUGCCUCUGAACGUAUCAUCAGUUAUUAUGAGUGUGUGAUCCAGGCUUUCACCACACAUAUGUUCAGUACCACUUCCCACACUGUGCUCAUGAUUAUGGCCUUUGACAGAUAUGUUGCCAUCUGCAAUCCCCUGCGCUACGCUGUCAUCAUGACUGACAAAAUGUUGAUCAAGCUGACAGUUUUUGCCUGGGGAGUGGCCUUUGUUUUGGUUGGGAUUCUGCUCGGUCUGACCAUACGGCUGAACCGAUGCAGGACUUUGAUUGGGAGCAUUUAUUGUAACAAUGCUGCAUUGUUUAAACUCUCUUGUGAAAGUGUUUUCAUUAAUAAUAUCUAUGGCCUCACUUUCACUGUAGUUCUGUUUACUGGUUCUAUAGGCAGCAUGGUUCUCACCUAUACUAAGAUUACAGUAAUCUGUCUAACUAGCAAUAACAAGUCUUUAAACAGUAAAGCCUUGAAGACCUGCAGCACUCAUCUGGUUGUGUAUCUGAUUUUGCUGUUCAGUGGAAUGACUAUCAUUACUCUGCAUCGUUUUCCCCAGUUGUCAGAAAGCAGAAAAAUGGUUGCCCUUUUAUUUCAUGUUAUCCCUGGCAGCCUCAAUCCUAUUAUUUAUGGUAUGCAGUCCAAAGAGAUACGAAGAUUUUUGUCAAAGGUUUUUGAUCUCAAGAAGGUUUUUCCAUUGUGA
Messenger RNA from Scomber scombrus (Atlantic mackerel), 951 nucleotides. RefSeq names its product olfactory receptor 52N5-like. The coding region runs from base 10 to 951 and encodes 313 amino acids. The record is from RefSeq and is a predicted model, not a curated record. The transcript has a single exon. Gene Ontology annotation, biological process: G protein-coupled receptor signaling pathway. Gene Ontology annotation, cellular component: membrane. Gene Ontology annotation, molecular function: olfactory receptor activity; G protein-coupled receptor activity. NCBI's taxonomy places the organism in Eukaryota, Metazoa, Chordata, Actinopteri, Scombriformes, Scombridae.